This is a messenger RNA of Melopsittacus undulatus (budgerigar), 1716 nucleotides long. It is a transcript of the gene RANBP1, whose product is annotated as RAN binding protein 1. The record is from RefSeq and is a predicted model, not a curated record. The transcript has 6 exons. Lineage: Eukaryota; Metazoa; Chordata; Aves; Psittaciformes; Psittaculidae. Bases 140 to 769 code for a protein of 209 amino acids. Gene Ontology annotation, cellular component: nuclear pore; cytoplasm; centrosome. Gene Ontology annotation, molecular function: GTPase activator activity. Gene Ontology annotation, biological process: positive regulation of mitotic centrosome separation; nucleocytoplasmic transport.
UGGGUGUUUCCCAUCGGGCCUUGCGGCAGCGGCGGCGCGGGCUGCGGGAAUGAGGUAAAGGCGGGAGGGGCGGGGGCGCGCGGCAGGAAGCUCGGCGGCCAGGCGGCAACGGCGAGCGGAGCACAGCGAGCCCGGCCCCAUGGCGGACACUAAGGAAACGCAUGAUGAGCAUGAUACUUCAACUGAAAAUGCAGACGAUUCUAACCAUGAUCCUCAGUUUGAGCCCAUAGUUUCCCUUCCUGAGCAAGAAAUAAAAACUCUGGAAGAAGAUGAGGAAGAACUCUUUAAGAUGCGAGCAAAGCUAUUUCGAUUUGCAUCCGAGAAUGACCUUCCAGAAUGGAAAGAACGAGGAACUGGUGAUGUAAAACUCCUAAAACACAAGGAGAAGGGGACAAUUCGCCUUCUCAUGAGGAGGGAUAAAACCCUAAAAAUCUGUGCAAACCAUUAUAUCACACCUUUAAUGGAGCUGAGGCCUAAUGCUGGGAGCGACAGGGCGUGGGUCUGGAACACACAUGCUGACUUUGCAGAUGAAAGCCCCAAACCUGAACUUCUGGCAAUCCGGUUUUUAAAUGCAGAGAAUGCACAGAAAUUCAAGGCAAAAUUUGAAGAGUGCAGGAAUGAAGUAAACCAGAAAGCAAAGAAAGCAGGCACAGACAAAAAUGAUAGCGCUGAUAAAGUUGCUGAAAAACUAGAAGAGCUUUCUGUAAAGGAGGAGAGCAAAGAAUGUGAGAAGAAAGAGAACAAGGAAAAAACUGAAGAAAAGCAAUAAAUCUGGGCCUUGCAGUUUUCCUUUUUUUUAUUUCCUUUUUUUUCCCUUUAUUUCCUUUUUUUUUAGGUUUUUUUUUUACAAGGGACUUUAUAAGGAACUGAAUUCAACAUUCAGGUUAUUUUUUUUCUAAGCUUUUAUCCUUUUGAAGAUGUCUUCAGAAAAAUCCAUUCCCCAGUCAUGAAAAUGUACUGUGCUAACUUUCUUUUCCAUAGUGGAAACACUUAUUUAUAGUCAUCCAAAAGAGUGAAUAAAACAAACUUGAAAAUGGGAUCAGAGGACAGAACUGGGUUUUCUAUGUACUUUAAGAGCUUAUGAAUACACUUAUUUCAUUGGAUGUUGAGAUGCAUAUCAUCAUACCUGUGGAUUAACUAGGCUAACAGGGAAGAUUAAGAUUAUAUACAUGUUUUUUAUGUGGCUUCUAAAACUGUAAUAUAACAGAGCCUUCACACUUUCUGCUGCGUGUUCCUGAGCAGGGAAUGUGUCUGAUUUUUGAUGUGCAACAGACUUCUGGAAUCGGGCAAUAGAGCAUUCCUGCCACUCUUUUAAUGGUGUUCCAUCAGACAGUGAAGAUAAAGGUAGGGGGGAAAUGUAUUGUGUGAGACUUGAAGUAUUUUCCUCUUACAAGACAAAAUCUCAGUUUACCUCAUGCCCCAUAAAUUCGUUAAAUGCUUGACUCUAGCACAAAGCUGAUGCUGUGGUCCCAGAUCUUUCAUUAUGUGCUGCUUGCUGCCUGAAGUCAGUGGCAGCCUCUUGUAUUAAGGUGUAUACAAAGGAAUCUUAAUUGUUUGAAUACCUUACUAUGAGAUUCCUUGUGUCAUCACAUCAUAAAAGUUGUACUUUAAAAUCUAUAGCUUUUUUUUUCAGUGCUUUGGACCUUGCAUUGUUUUUACAAACCAGAGGGGUUCUGAACUUUUAAGAUGAGUGUUGGAACAGUUAUGUUGUACACA